AUGUCCCUACUACCUGAUUCGUCCAUUACGCCUCGCGCUCAGCAAGUUGAUACUAGCUCCGCUUCUUCGCUUCCCUUCUCGUCCUCCACUAGCCCUCUCUUCGCGCUUCCUAAACAUGGCAUAUCCCUACUUCCUGGCAACCGCGAUAGACCACCGCAUUUCUCUGCGCGCGGGCCCAAUGUAUGGAUACAGCCUGCUGAGGAAGACUCGCCCAAGGGCGGUUUCAACCAGCUCAGGUUCACAUGCCACCAGCUAUACCACGAGACUGCCGGGACUGAGAUCAAAUUCAACGAGAUCUACGUCUACGGUGAACCUGAGGCUGCAGGCCCUGCACAGCUGUUCAGUGAGUUUCUUACGUGCUGUGCGAACAAGAAGGAUGCAUGGUUCCAAGAUGUCGCACUCUGUCUCAAUGAUGGCAUCGACGGUGUCUGGAUAGAGCAGAAGGAUCAUAUGAUACCUAUUGCAAUGCUUUGUCGCAGUCAGGGUCAUACGAAUGUUCGAUACAUGUUGCGAGCACUAGACAUCCGAGACGGGGGACUGGGGUGGAUUCUGAAGGUAGGUCUCUAUCUAGAACUUGCCUUUCGCGAGAAAGAUCUGCGGUCCUCGGUCAUCAAGCACAGUGAGCUCGACAGCCUGGUGGAUGAAAUGGAGGACGCUGCCGGGUUAGAUUGGUUCAGUGAUCCCGAGCGCCUCACCCUUGGGAGUCUACCAAACUUCCGAUUCUUGCCUUUCGAUGCACGUUCCUGGCCAACUCAUAUUGAUGAUGUAGAGUUGAAAACGCUAAUUUCCCCAUGGACAGAUGUACUUGACGAGGACUUUUGCAUCCCGCUGUUGAAGCGAUGGACGAAUGAGGGUAUCUGA
Molecule: messenger RNA, 861 nt
Organism: Parastagonospora nodorum SN15
Lineage: Eukaryota; Fungi; Ascomycota; Dothideomycetes; Pleosporales; Phaeosphaeriaceae
Exons: 2
Coding region: 1-861 (286 amino acids)
Source: RefSeq, a predicted model, not a curated record